GAGGGAAAAGAUAUAAAGCGUUUGGAAGAAACGAUCGUCGGCUUCGCAAAAUGGAUGUGGUUUUCCUCAUCUCAUCUUCUGUCUCCUCAAAAGAAAAACCAAAACCAAAACCAAAACCCCUAACUCUCUCUCUCUCUCUCUAACUCUCUCUGAGAAAUCUCUGCCAUUCCUAAUUGCAUUUUCGGGUCCCUGAAGUGUGGAAAACAUCUCUACUGUGCACAUGGCACUUCUACAUGGUGAUCAGGGCCAUUUAUUUGGCGGGCCACCACAUGGAUGGACCACAUACCAGAAAACAAUAAGAUUUAUUUGUUGUAGGUAUCUAAUCUGCAGCCUGCAAAAGGUACCCUUAACUCUAAAGUGGAGAAAUCUACUUUUAUGGAGAAUGAAGUGGUUGCAGCAAAUCAAGGGAAUGGAACAAAGAGAAAGACCCAGUUCCAACUUAAAUCCCUGGAGAGUUUCUAUUUGGAUGAGAAAUAUCCCUCGCAGAAGACGAUGGAAGACUUUGCUGCUUCUCUGAAGUUGACAUAUAAGCAGGUCCGUGGAUGGUUCAUCGAAAGGAGGAGGAAGGAGAAAAGGGAGAAGGGGACAUUUUGUUCAGAUAUGAGAACUGCUUCUUUCAUUGGUAGGGUUCAGGCACCUGAUCACAGCUCAGCUGGAGCUUCUGAGAGGAAAAUAUCUAAACAAGGUACCUUGGGUCAAAGAGGAGAAAAAGCCCAGACAUAUUCAAUAUGCAACCAGACACGGUAUUCGGAAUUGGACCAGUCGAAGAGCUGCAAUAUGCUACAUUCUGAUAAUGGGCAUACUGAGGUUGUUGGGCAUGGAGUUCAACGAAGGGCUCCUGGACAGCAUAUGAAGAAUUCCAUGGCUAGUAGCAAGAAUGAUGAGGGAAAUAAACAUCUGCUUCAGGAUGUGCUGCCUCCAGAUUACAUUUUGGAAAGAAUAUUCCGUAAAGAUGGCCCUCCACUUGGGGCGGAUUUUGAUCCCCUUCCUGCAGGAGCAUUUGGAAAUCAUUCAGGUUCCAACCCUCCUCGCCGGGACAGCCAAAAAGAACCCAAAAGAAGAAAGGUCUGUGAUCCACUCAUCCUGGACCAUCCUUCAAAAAAUCCAUCCCUCCUGGACUCUUUUGCACGGGAGAAAAAGAGUGCACCAGUGAAGAAAUAUGGCAUUGGGAAAGGUUUGAUGACAGUGUGGCACGCGACAAAUCCGCAAGCUAGAAGCUUUCCCAGCUGUGUCAAUUUUAUCAACAGAGAAGCAGCCAAAAUGUGCUUCAGUUCUAAACUCUCUGUCCCUCGUCAACUUCUACAUCAAGAAACAAGAAAAUCACAGUAUCGAAGGAUUGCCGCGAAGCAAAGAACACUGGGGAAGAAAAUGCAGGAAAAGAGAAAACCUUCAACCAAAAAACAAAAGGUCAUAUGUAAUAAAGAUGAGACUCGAAAGACGCUGCAUAGAGCAGAAUGCAUACUUGCAAUUGUUGGAUUAGGAUCCCAAGCAAAAUCAGAUGUGUCAACAGUAUUAAUGGAUGAUGAAGAGCUGGAGCUAAGAGAGCUACAAGCAGGACCAAAUCCACUGACAUGCUCCGCUCAUAUAACUAAAAAUGGGAGGCAUGGUUGUUCACUUUGCAAAGAUUUACUUGCUAGGUUUCCUCCUCAAUCUGUAAAGAUGAAGAAGCCUUUGUCCACACGACCUUGGAAUUCUUUACCAGAAACUGUCAAGAAAUUGUUUAAGGUCUUCCGGUUUUUGUAUACUCAUUCCGUAGCCAUUGAUGUGUGCCCCUUUACACUUGAUGAGUUUGCUCAGGCAUUUCAUGACAAGGACUCCUUAUUACUUGGAAAAAUUCACGUGGCUCUUCUCAAACUUCUUUUGUCAGAUGUUGAUCAGGAGCUCAGUGGUGACUUUCUUCCCCGGUAUGCUAACGACUGCAGAUUUCUGGGGUUUCUCCACUUCGUAAAACAACAAGAAUUUGAUAUGAAGUUCUGGAUUAGAGCUUUGAAUCCUCUUACGUGGACAGAAAUACUGCGGCUGGUUUUGGUUGCCGCAGGUUUUGGUUCAAAACAGAACCCACUGCGGAGGGAGAUUCUUAGCAAGGAAGGGAAUCGUAUGGCAAAAUAUGGUCUACGUCCUGGUACUUUGAAAGGUGAAUUGCUUAGCAUUUUGUAUGAACAAGGAAGUAAUGGAUUGAAAGUUUCUGAGUUGGCAAAAUCUUUUCAGAUUGUUGAAUUGAAUCUCCCCAACACAGCUGAUGAACUGGAACGCAUGAUCUGCUCAACACUUUCUAGUGAUAUUACCUUGUUUGAGAAGAUAUCGUCUUCAGCAUAUCGUCUGCGUGUGAAUCCUCAAAUUUCAAAAGGAAAGAGAAAUUUUCAAUCUGAUACUGAAGACUCAGGAAGCGUGGAUGAUGACUCUGGUGGCUCGAGCAGUAACAGUAGCAGUGAUGAUUCAGAUGGUUCUGAAGAGUUGGAUUCAACACUAUGUGAACAGAGACUUGUUAGGUAUAAGGGCCAUCGUAAACAGAAAAACAACAAGUUGACUGAGUACAUGGAAAUUGAUGAGAGCCAUUCAGGAGAAGCAUGGAUGCUUGGGUUGAUGGAAGGUGAAUAUUCAGAUCUAAGCAUUGAAGAGAAGCUAAAUGCUUUAGUGGCUUUAGUUGAUCUCACUGGUGCUGGAUCCAGUUUAAGAAUGGAGGAUCCGGUCAGAGCCAUCUCAGAAAGCAUGCCUGAUAUUCAGCAUCGUGGAUCAGGAGCAAAACUAAAGAGAUCAUCAGUAAAUCAGCAUAUGUUGGCAAAACCGUUCGAGGGUCGUGUGGGGCAAAUGCAUGCUAUAAAACAGGUGUACCCUUCAGAAGAGCUUCUUUCAGUUGAUCAUUCUAGUAAGGGGAAAGCCUCUAGCAAGAUGAGUGGUCUUCAUAGACCAAAUGGUUCGAAAACAAAAGAUACAAAAGCCAGAGAGGAAUCAGACAUGCAUCCACUGCAAGUCAUAUAUCUAGGAUCUGAUCGUAGGUACAAUAGCUAUUGGCUCUUCCUGGGCCCUUGUGAUGAAAAAGAUCCAGGCCACAGGAGGGUUUAUUUUGAGUCUUCUGAAGAUGGCCACUGGGAGGUGAUUGAUACCGAACAGGCAUUAUGUGCUUUACUGUCAGUUCUAGAUGGCAGGGGUACACGGGAAGCUCACCUUCUUUCAUCUUUGGAGAAGCGAGAAGCUUCUCUCUCCCAAGCUAUGGCCCAAAGCAUGGCAAUUGUAAGUGAAAUCAGGCAGCCAGCACGAUCCGAUCAAUCUGACAUGGAUGUUGUCAGUGGAGAUGGCUCUUCACCAAUUUCAGAUGUAGACAACAACCUAACUCCGACUGAGGUUGUAAAUGACCACAUGGCUUCUUCUUGUGCUAUAGUUCUUGAGCAUGGAAAGAAUGGGGAAGAGAAACGACAGAGAUGGGACCGCCUUCAAGCACUUGAUGCAUGGAUUUGGAAUUUUUUCUAUUCAAAUCUUAACGCUGUAAAAUGCACUAAAAGGUCUUAUCUGGAAUCUCUUGCCCGCUGUGAAAGUUGCCAUGAUUUGUUUUGGAGAGAUGAAAAGCAUUGUAGAACAUGUCAUACUACUUUUGAGCUAGACUUUGAUAUGGAAGAAAGAUAUGCCAUACAUAUUGCAACGUGUAGAGAAAAAGGGGAUGUUGAUAUGUUUCCGAGUCACAAGGUUCUACCAUCACAGUUGCAAUCACUCAAAGCUGCAGUACAUGCAAUAGAGGCAGCUAUGCCUGAAGAUGCUUUAUUGGGUGCUUGGAGAAAGUCAGCUCACAAGCUUUGGGUCAAAAGGCUUAGACGCACAUCAUCUUUGCCUGAGCUUUUGCAGGUUCUUAAUGAUUUCGUUAGUGCCAUCAAUGAGGAGUGGUUGUGUCAAUGCAAUGUUUUUCUGGGCCCUAACACAGCCCUUGAGGAGAUUCUUGUAUUUUUUCCAACUCUUCCCCAAACAACGUCUGCAGUUGCGCUCUGGUUGGUCAAAUUGGAUGCUGCGAUUGCUCCUCAUCUGGAAAGGGUUCAAUCAGAAAAGACAGUGGCAAGCAUGCCUAGACUAAGAGGAAGGUGUGCUUCUACUCGAUAGCUGUCAUCUGGGGAUCAGUGGAAACUGGAUGUUUCUUUCAUGUAUCAUAUAGCUUAGGCCAUAUGUGUGAACCUUCCAAUCAAUCCAUCCAUCUACAUGCGAAAGCUACACCAAAUUGCUUUUCUCACAUUGGCUGAUGAAAGUUGGCACCUUCAACGGCCUGGUUCUGUAACUGAUGCAAGCAAUGCUGUAUAUUUUUUCAGGCCCAUAACAGUUGAGCAUCUUUUAAUUUUGUAAGAGAAACUUCGGUGGUGCCAUUCCAAUUUUGACCAUUUCCAGACCCCCCCAUGUGGUCAACAGGUCACACACAGCUAAGGUAUCAAGAAUACAAUCUCUGGUAUGAAUCUAAUCACCUUGGCUUCCCUUUCACAGAUUCAUUUUGCCGAACAUAUCAAUGUAUUCGAGAGUUCGUCGAGCUUUCAGAUACAAAAUAGGUGAACAAUGUUCGACGUCUAUAGUCAUGGUUCAUGGGAAACUUCCAACCUUUUUUUUCUUCUCCUCUUUAAUAACUUUCAUGUUCUUUCCAUAUCCUUUUGUAAGUUGCAAUGAUAUUGUAACUGUUGUCGGGUGGACCAGAGGACUCCUCUGUGAUAGGAAAUAGUUGCUGCAGAUGCACAUUUGUGGCUGCUUCUGUGGGAUUUAAUGAUAGUUUGCUUUAGGAA
Messenger RNA from Magnolia sinica, 4748 nucleotides. RefSeq names its product homeobox-DDT domain protein RLT3. Gene Ontology annotation, molecular function: DNA binding. Gene Ontology annotation, biological process: regulation of transcription by RNA polymerase II. NCBI's taxonomy places the organism in Eukaryota, Viridiplantae, Streptophyta, Magnoliopsida, Magnoliales, Magnoliaceae. The record is from RefSeq and is a predicted model, not a curated record. The transcript has 19 exons. The coding region runs from base 376 to 4086 and encodes 1236 amino acids.